AACGUCCAGCUGGGCUCCCUGCACAACCUCAACUUCACCAUCAUGGAGACGCGGUGCCAGGCGCGCUCGGGCGCCCAGCUCGACAGCUGCGAGUUCAAGGAGGACGGGCUCGUCAAGGACUGCGCUGCGCCCGUGGUGCUGCAAGGCGGCCGCGCCACGUUCGAUGUCACCUGCGUGGAGUCCGUGGCUGACCCUGUCCGCAUCAAGCGCUUCUGGCCAGUGGUCAUCAGGACUCUGGUUGCAGGCAUCAACCUCUUCCGGGCAAUCAAGAAGAAAUGAGCCGUCCCCAGAGCUGCUGUCACCAAUGUCCCCUUGCUGCUUUCCAUCCAAUAAAGGUGUUUCCCAGCC
Molecule: messenger RNA, 348 nt
Organism: Phasianus colchicus (ring-necked pheasant)
Lineage: Eukaryota; Metazoa; Chordata; Aves; Galliformes; Phasianidae
Source: RefSeq, a predicted model, not a curated record